Colias croceus (clouded yellow) is the source of this 459-nucleotide messenger RNA. It is a transcript of the gene kud, whose product is annotated as transmembrane protein 258. The record is from RefSeq and is a predicted model, not a curated record. The transcript is spliced from 2 exons. Lineage: Eukaryota; Metazoa; Arthropoda; Insecta; Lepidoptera; Pieridae. The coding region runs from base 108 to 353 and encodes 81 amino acids. Gene Ontology annotation, biological process: protein N-linked glycosylation. Gene Ontology annotation, cellular component: membrane-bounded organelle.
UGACUGACGUGUUCUGUUUUGUUUCAUGACUUUGACAUUAAUAAAGCUACGUUUUCUUGGAAUUUUUUUGGUUACAGACCGGUGAUUUAUUGUGAUAAUUUAGCAAAAUGAGUUUGGAAAUCGAGUCAAUGGUUCGCCAUGUAUCCCCAAUCAACCCGGCAGUGUUUCCUCACCUUACACUUUUGCUGUUGAGUAUUGGUAUAUUCUUCACUGCGUGGUUCUUCGUGUAUGAAGUCACAAGCACAAAGAACUCAAGAGAUCUCUUCAAGGAGCUUCUUUUAUCACUGGUCGCGUCUCUUUUCUCCGGUUUUGGCAUACUGUUUCUACUACUUUGGGUGGGCAUAUAUGUUUAGCCGUUUAGUCAAUAGGAUACAUGCAUUUAUUAAUGAUACAAUUUUCCAAUGAUUUGUGUGUAAAUCUAUGUUAUUUUUGUAAGUUUAAUUAAAAAUUACUAUCCAA